GCCACUUCCCGUCCAGCCAUUUUAGGCGUUUGUGUCUUCUCUGGAGAGAGACCCGCAGGUUGUGCCCCCAGUGUUUGCGUUUCAUUCCCUGAUUACAGGAGCCGCUGGACAACACGAGGACCCCCCAGUGACCGAAAAUGGAGGCAAUGACCUUUGAGGAUGUGGCUGUGAACUUCUCCCUGGAGGAGUGGGCUAUGCUGAAUCCAUCCCAGAAGAACCUCUACAAAGAUGUGAUGCAGGAAACCUUGAGGAACUUGGCCACUAUAGGAAGCAGUUUGGGGCACCAUGUCAUUGAAAAUAUAUACCGAAAUUCCUGGAGAAAACUAAGUGGCCAAGUGGUGGAGGGACUCUAUGACUAUAAAGACGAUCAUCAUCAGUGUGCAGAAAUCUUUGACUUCACUACCCAGAGCAUUCUACACCAGAACCCCUUUCCAGGAGUGCAUAUAUGUGAAAACAGCGGGUGUGCAAGAGUAGUCAUUGGCCAUUUAUCUCUAAGUGUGCUCCUUAAGCCUGACACAGAGCGUGAAUCCUAUGAAGAGCAGGACUAUGGAAAGGAUUUGUACAACACGAUGGAGUUUGGAGCCACCUCCAGUUCCCUCCCACCCUUUGAGAACCACGAAAGUACUUACACCCUAGAGAGACUGUAUAAAAGUGAGAACUGUGAUGAAGACUAUAGAUACGGUCAAAAUGUUCAAAAGACUUUAGCUGAAGAAAAGCCCUUUCAAUGUAAGCAAUGUGGGAAAGGUUUCAGUUCUUCAAGGUACUUUCGGAGGCAUGAGCGACGCCAUCGUGCGAAGAAAUCCUAUAUAUGUAAGCAGUGUGGGAAAGCUUUUGCUUUUCCCACCUACCUACAAACACAUGAAAGAAUUCACACUGGGGAGAAGCCCUACGUGUGCCUGCAGUGUGGAAAAACCUUUGCCCACUCUCGUUCCCUUAAAACACAUAAAAGAACUCACUCUGUUAGGGACCUCUUUGUGUGCAAUUACUGUGGGAAAACCUUACGUCAUUAUAGUUCUCUUCAGAUUCAUACAAGAAUUCACACUGGAGAGAAACCUUAUGUAUGUAAACCAUGUGGCAAAGCCUUCAUUACUUAUCGUUCUUUUCGAAUACACGAACGAAUCCACACUGGAGAAACGCCUUAUGAAUGUAAGCAGUGUGGAAACACCUUCAUGCGUUGGAUUCAGUUGCGAAAACAUGAAAUAAUUCACAGUGGUGUGAAACCUUAUGCUUGCAAGCUAUGUGGAAAAAGCUUUACGUGUUCUGGUUCCCUGAGAACACACGAAAGAAUUCACACUGGGGAGAGGCCUUACGUAUGUGACCAGUGUGGCUAUAGCUUUACUCGGCUGAAUUCACUUUUAAGACAUAAAAUAACCCACACUGGUGAGAAACCCUAUGUGUGUAAUCAUUGUGGGAAAACUUUUCCUCGUUCUGCUUCUCUUCAAAGACAUGUGAAAAUUCACACGGAGGAGAAACCCUUUGUAUGCAAGCAGUGUGGGGUUGCCUUCGCUACUUCCACUGACCUUCUAGAGCAUGAGCAAACUCACGUGGAUGAAAAGCCUUACGUGUGUGAGCAAUGUGGGAAUGCCUUCGUCCUCUGGAGUCAGUUUCAAAAACAUAAAGCACUUCACAGCGUCCCGGUUUCUUAUAUUUGUAAGCAGUGUGGGAAAAGCUUCACUUCCUCCAGGUCACUGAAAACACAUGAAAGAAUUCACACUGGCGAGAAGCCCUACGAGUGUAAGCAGUGUGGGAAAACCUUUCUUUGGUCUUACUCCCUUCAGAGACAUGAAAAGACUCACAGUGAUGGGAAACCCCACGUGUGCAAACAGUGUGGGCAAGCUUUCACAUAUUACAGUCAUCUUCAGGUGCAUGAAAAAAUACACAUUGAUGAUGACCCUUAUAAUUGUAAGUACUGUGGGAAACCCUUCUUCACUUUGAACCAUUUACAUAGGCAUGAAUUACUCCACACUACCAUGGAUUCCAAUAUUUUUUAAUAAUGAAUGAGCAAAAAAAAAUUGGCUUGGUAGCUUUCCAAGAAAUAAACAAAAUCACACUGGGAGUAAAAGCUGGAUUUGUGCUAGCAGUGUGGAAAAACCUUUUGCUUUGUUUCAUUGAAACAAACAUGAAGUGCCACAAUGGAGAGAAACUUUAAAAAAAAAAAAACUCAGUAUGCAAAUGCUUAAAGUUCCCUGAAGUCCAUGAAAGGAAAACAGGCCUGUGACUGCGAGUGAUGUGGUGAAGCCUUCUGCAGUCCCAGAUCAUGGAGGAGACAUGAGAGCUCUAGAGAAACUUUCUACUUGUAUAUGUGGUGUUGUAAAAAAGCCCUUCACUUCCCUGUUCCCCUUGACUACGUGGAAGGAGUCACGAUGGAGAGAAACCCUUCACAUAUGUAGGCAAGCUUUGAUAAUCUUCAGUUAUUAUCACAUUCUCUCACAGACAUGAAAGAACCUACGGUAGAGAAACCUUCAAAAUAGGAUUUGUGAACUCUUCAUUGUCAUCCCAAUAGCACUCACAAGAAUGUACCUGGGGAGAAUUCCCAUCAAAGGAAAACCAGUAUGAACACCACUUGGUUCAACUAAGAGAUAAGGAAAGAACCUGAUAUGAAGUGUUGAUUUGCUUGAAAGAGAUGUUCAAGGUUUCAUUUGGCACACAUGGAAACAAAACACACCAGAUGAAAACCUUUGCUGUUGAAAACAUUGAAAGUCUAGAACAGUAGUGAAUAUAGGAAAAGUCCUUUGAAAUCUUUUCAUAUUUAAUCUGAUAAAUGUCAGUAUUAUGAAGGACUGGACAUAAUAGGUUUUUUUUUUCUUGUAGCAUGCUCCAGGAAAUGCAUACACUGAAAAGAACGUUGUCAGUACAGUAUUUUGUAUUUAUUGGGAAAUGUCAGGGGCUGAUAGGGAUGGCUUAGCCUUUAGAGCAUCUGCUGCUUUUCCAAAGGACCUACAUUUGGUUUUCAGCACCCAAUCACAGGACUCACAGCUGCAUGUGACUCCAGUUCCUGGAGAUCUAAUUCCUCCCACAUAACAUGUGACAUAAGUUCACAUGUACACAUAAAAAUAAAAUUUAAAUUUUUCUCAAGCCCCUCUUCCCGCCCAAGAAAAAGCUUUUGCUGUGUAUCCCAGGUGUACCUAAAACUGGUAAUUUUCCAAUUCCUAACUCUUGAACACUUAAUGAAAGGUGUCCACUUCCACAUUCGCAAUUUUUAACUCCUGUUUAACAGUUCAUCUCUUGACUCAUUUCUAAAUCUUACUCUCCAAAGCAAGCCUUAGGCAGAGCCUUGUGUAAUGUGGAAUGGCAACUAAAACCCAUGAACUGGAGACCAGAAAGACCUACAUAUGAAAAAAAUCGAAUGUACAUUUUAUUGAAUUAUUUUGGAGGUUUCUUAAAGCAAUCAUGUAUUAGUUUAAUGAGUGAUGUCUUUUUGUAUCAAAUAAGGUAGGUGCUUCCUUCAUUGUACAUUAUGUGGAUUUAUUGAUUAAUUGAUAUAUGAAAUAUGCCAGUCCAUAAAUAUCUUUAAAAAGCAUUUUAGUAUCUAUGUGUGUAAGCAAGAAAAAGAGAGUAGGUUUGUGCUUGUAGAGGCCAGAAGAUGAUGUUAUAUCCUUUGGAGCCAUCUGACAGAUAUUAUAGAUAUCUGACAUGAUUGAUGUGUGUGAUAGGAACUAAAUCCUAAUCUUCAUGAUAGAGCAGUAAGUACUCUUAACUGCUGAGCCUUCCCUCAAGCUCCUGCGCAAAUCAUGUUUAAUGGGUGGUUAAAAUAUGACUUUGUGAAUACUGGAAUAGUCCCAUUGGUUUCAUUUGCCUGAUUUUGUCUAUACUCUCAUUUUUCAUGACAAAAAAACCACUUAGGAGCAUUGCUUAUCUGUUGAUGGUAUGGUUUAUGUGUUGGUAGUGUUCACAAAGGAAUAUUUUGGGUGUCUUACUCUAUUGCUAUGUUCUUCCCCCAAGACAGGUCUCAUUGAUCCUGGAACUAGAUAGACAGCCAAGAAAACCCAGCAUUUCUUGUCUCUUCACUCCCCAUAGUGCUGGGUGUACAGACACAUUCAGUCAUUCCCAGUUUUUUGUUGAUAGGGAAUGAAACUUGAGUCCUCAUAGCAAGUGGUCUUACCCAGUCAGACACCUCCUCAGGCAUAAACUACUUUCAAAUUGAUUUCAUCUCUUGUGUUUAUGUUUCUCUCUGAUGUGUUCUCACGGUCUUUAAGUACAUGUUCUUUCAACUUUGAAGUAUUUUCAAAAUCCUUUUAGAAUAGCAAAUGUAAGGGUGUGUUUAGUUUUGUUUUUUCUAGUCAGAAGGUAGGUGUAAGUAUAUUGUAAUUAUAGGUCAGGUCACUUUUCCAAGUUUGCUUAUUUUUUACUUUUGAGAAUUUCAUACAUGUAUACAAUAAAAGAUGAUCGUAUGUAUCCGCUAUUUCUCCUUCCAACUCUCCCUAUAUUCUCCCUAAUACCCUUCUCGUAGCUUUAUGUCUUUUUAAUUAACCCACUAGGUCUCAUUAGUAUUGCUCAUACAUGCAUGGGUAUGGGGCCAUCCACUGGAGGAUGGGUGACCUACCCGUAGUUACGUCCUCACAAAUGAUUCUUCUCACCUCAGCAGCUAUUCACUGCCGGUAACUUCACAGUAAGGGGUGGGGCCUGGAGAUAACCUAGCCCAUCUGUCCUGGGAUUUUGGACUGCUUAAUUUUAUAGGUUGUGUGCAUGCAGUCACGUGGUGCUAUGAGUUCAUGAUCCUAGUAACCAUGUCAGAAGCCCCGGCACUUCAUAGAAGUCCUCCCGCCCUUUAGUUCUUGCAUUCUUGUUUCUUUGUUGGCUUUCCCUGAGCCUGGGUGGGGGUUGAUACAGCCGUCUCAUUUAGAGGUAAAUAUUCAGUCUGUUCCUAGUUAGGCAUCUCUCCAUUGACAGCUCUCCAUGGUAAAAAGAAGCUGUUCUGACCAAAAUUGAGAGUAGCCAAGGUGUGUUGGUGCCAAGAGAUGAGUGGAUUGUGGAAACUUGGGGGUUUUUUGGAGUUGAUGAUGCUAUGUAGCCUUGGCUAGCCUGGAACUUUCUCUGUAGGCCAAGCUGUUGUCAACUUGCACUUAGAUUUGUUUUAUGUCAUGAACUAUUUGUGUGUGUGUAUAUAUAUGUGUGUGUGUGUAAUUAUGAAAUUUCACUGUGUGAGUUUUGCUUUUCUGUAUAUUUUAUUUUUGUUGUAAUUUCUCUAGUAAUUCACUAAAGGAUAUACUGGUAUUACUGCCUUGCCCCAAACUGUGUUCAAUAAAUUCUACUAACUCUCUCCAUACAUGACACAUGAGUGGCUCAUCUGUAAAAAGCUAGAACUUCUGACAAGACUGAUGUUUUAAUUAGGGGUCUUACAAGGAUUGAUUCUGUACUUAGGUAUCCCCCAUCUUGGAUGCAGUGAGGGGCAAAUGUAAUUCUGCUCUUGUAAUCACAACAGCAGUUACCGGGAAGACCACAGUACUGGAGUUCUGGAUGAUGUAAUUUGCGAGAUGUGCUUGUCAGUCCAUCAGUGAGUAGAAGGCACUUCCACGAUUCAGAAUGUGUGACGGUUUUUCAGCUUACAGAUGUCCUUCUAGAAUGCCCUUCUGUCAGUCAUUAAGGAGCAUUUCUCAUUGGUGGAGACUGUGACCUGGCCUUUAGUGGCAGAAGAUGUGGCCUUGCUGAGUGAGGUGAACUAGUGUUUGGAUAGUUUUUGCAUUUCUUAGUUUCUAUAUAAACACUAAUGUUCAAUAUGACGGAUACAGUUAUCCACAUAUCCUAGAGUUUCCUCCCAGAGGGUUACAUUAUGAGAAGCCCAUGGUAAAGUGAGAAAUAGAAGAAAAGCACUUUACUUUCACCCUGGUGAUCAUCGAACCUCAGACUAGUCUACACCAACAUUUUUGGGCCAACUUACAUUUUCCUAAAGUUGGGGAAAUUUUCGUUUUCUUUAUAUUUAAUUUUUUAAAAAUGUUUUAAAAUUAGUGUGUAUGUUGGCAUAAUUAUAGGUUUUGUCCUGACAUCGUGGCCCAGGUUUCCAUGUACUUUAAACAUAAUCACUGUCUUGUUCCCUUCCUUCUCCCUAGUGGACCUGUUCUCUCUAACAGACUCACUUAUGAUUUCAUCUCUCUCAUUUGUUAAAUCUAGAUUCUGUUCUGUAUACAGAGAGCACCAUUUUGGGGGCUGAGCGUCAUUUACAUGGUGAUUUCCAGUUCCAUCCAUUUUCCUGCCAAGUUUCCUGUUGAGUUCUCAGUGACCUAUUAUAGUCCACAUUUUAUGUAUGCCACAUUUGAAAUUUUUUAGUUUAUCUAUUGAUGGGCACUUAGGCUGAUUCUGUAAUUGAGUACUAGGAGGAGGAGUAUAUGAACCUGUAUACAAGCAUGCAUAGUAUAAUCUGCCUUUGAUUCCUUUUGCUGUGUACUAAACAGUAGUAACCAGGAUCAUAAGAUUUUGAGUUUUUGAUGAAACACUGUUUUUCAGAGUGAAUAUGCUAACGUACAUUUCUAGGAACAGCCAUGCAGUCUCACCAGCUUGUUUUAGUUUGGUUCUGUGAUAACUAAUCACACUAGGUAAACUUAAUUGUAUUGAGAAUAUUUUGUGAUUUAUUGUUUGAGAACUGAUUUCAUGAUUUAUUGUUUGAGAAUAUUUUGUGAUUUAUUGUUUGAGAACUGAUUUCAUGAUUUAUUGUUUGAGAAUAUUUCAUGAUUUAUUGUUUGAGAACUGAUUCCCUGUGUAUUGAUGCAGUUGUUUGUUGGUUUGCAGUGUGUGUGUGUGUGUGUGUGUGUAUUUUCUGUACAUUAAUCUCUUAAAAGAUGAAUGAGUAUCCAAGGAUAGUUUCCCCCAUUCUGUAGUUUUCUCUGACAGUUGAUUCUUUUUUCUGUGUAAAAGCUCUUUUACCUUCAUGCAAUGAUUAAAUUGAGUUUUUUUGUUUGUUUGUUUGUCUUUAACAUUCUUGCUAUGGAGGCCUGACUGGCCUGGGAUUUGCUGCAUAUACCAGGUUAGCAUCUAAUUUACAGCAGUUGUCCUGCUUCUGGUUCUUGGGUGUUCACAUUGUAAUCCUGAGGCUCUCGUGGCUAUUCCCUAUUUGCCAUUCUUCCUGUAAAUUCUUAGAUUCAGAAUACCAUUGUCUGUGCUCUCAGCUUCAUGUAUUCUUUAGAUUUUCCUCUGUGAGUUACAUAUUUUUUAGACCUUAUGUUAAGGUCUUUGCUUCAGUUUGAAUUGGCAUUUGUACAGAAUGCUAGAGGCACUUAGGAAUAUUCUUGUACAUACAGAAUUGUUUUCCUUGUUGAAGAGGCCAUUUAUUACACUAUACAUGAUUUGGAAGCCUUUGCUGAAAUCAGAAGAUUGCAGCUACGUGGUUGUUUGGGCACUGUGUCUGCUUUUAUGUUAUACUGUUUCACUAUGGUUUUAUAGCAUAAUUUGAGUACUGCGAUAACUCUAGCUAGCAUUGCUUUUUGCUCAGUGUUACUUUGACUAUUUGGGGUGUUUUGGUUUUCUUACAAUUACAGGAUUGUGUUUUCUAUUUCUGUAAAUAAUGACAUUGGAGCUUUGAUGGGGUUGUGUGGGGUCUGCAGAACACAUUACACUUUCUCAUAUUACGAUGGUGCUGAUUUGUGAGUGUAGGGAUGUUUUCCAUUUUUCAGAGAAGUCAAUUCUUAAGUGUUUUUAGGUUGUCAUUGUGUGCUCCUUUCACUGGCUUGACUAAGUUUAUUUAUUCAUAGAUAAAUUUGACUUUUUGUCUUGUAACUUAUUUCCUAGGCUUUCGGAACAUCUUUUUCUUGAUUGUUUUAUUAUUAUUUUUAUUGUCAUAUAAACGGCUACUGGUUUUUCUAUGCUGACUUUAUUGUACUAUGCUGAAGUAGUGAUCAGAUGUAGAGUCUUUUGGUGUAGCUGCUUGGGUCUUUUAAGAAUCUGAUCACAGGGGCUGGAGAGAUGACUCAGCAGUUAGGAGCACCGGCUCCUCUUCUAGAGGCCUGAGGCCUGUUUCCCCAGCACCUACAAGGCAGCUCUCACAUCUGUGACUCCAGUUCCAUGGAAUCCAGCUCCCUUUUCUGGUCUCUGGGCACCAUACAUGCAGGCAAAAUAGUUUUUUAAAAGAUGAUCAUAUUGUCUACAAAUAGAGAUUUGACCUCUUAUUUCACUUCCUUUUUCUUUCCUUAUGUUCCCCACUGAACUGAAGAGGUCGUGUGUGGUCGGCAGGUGCUGGGCCUCUGAACUGCAGCCCUGUACUCGAUCCCUUUCCUUUCUUUUCCCUUAUAUUUCCAACUGAGAACUCAAGAGAUGAUAUGACAGUAUAGAGAAGGUGGACACCUUUGUGUUAUUCCUGGUAGAAUGACUUUAGUUUUCCUGCUUGGUAUAAUCUUGGCUCUAGUUUUGUUGUGUAUAACUUGUUACAGUGAGCUGUGUUUCUUUUCCUAGUUUUUUCAGGACUGUAUCAUCAAGGGGCAUUGAACUUUGGACAGAGUUCACUUCUCCAGUGCAGUGAUGAGGGAUUUCAGUCCUUGAACAUCUAUGUUCUCUGUUACAUUUACUGAUUGCUAUCUGUGGAAACUCACUUAUGUGCAAAGAAUGAAAUCAACCUGAUCAUAGUUUGUGGUAUUUUUAAUAUGUUGAAUUUGUUUGAGAGUAUAAUUUUGAGGGUUUUGUUUGUUUUUGAUCUGUUUUCAUCAAGGGUUUUUUUUUUCUUUGUUGUUGAGUCCUUCGUGAUUUUGCUAUCAGGGUAAUACUACCUUCCAAGAAUAAAUUAGUGUUUAGUCCCUUUAUAUUUAGUGAAAUAGUUUAAGAACCUUGGUUGAAUUCAGUAGUGAAUUCAUUAAGUCCUAUACUUUUCCUUUUGGGGGCAAAAUUUAUUACUAGCUUAGUUAUGUUGCUCUUUUACAUUGUUCACAUUCCCUUCAUUUAUAUUUUCUUCGUCUGUUCAUUUUAUUUUGUUAUUGACUGAGAAUUUUAUGCAUGCAUUUUGAUCAGGCCCACCUAUUUCCAUUCCUUGCCUUCUAAUUCUUCUAUCCCCAUCACCACUUUUCCCUCCCCAUUUCCAUUUGUUCUCUUCCAUGUUUAACCUAUAGAGUUUCCUAAUGCUGCCAGUGUGUGCACGGCUGCAGGCCCAUCCACCGUCGCAUGAAUAGCCUCUCCCUGAAGAAAACUGACGCUUCCCCUCCCAGCAGUCAUCAGUUGUCAAUAGAUACUCAGGAGUGGGGUUUUCUAAACACCUCCUCCUUCCAUGCCUGGGUUUUUGUCUGUCUAGAGCUUGUAUGCAAUCACAGCUGUUGUCAGUUGGUAUGUGCAGCUGUCCUGUUAGGUCGAGAGCACACCAUGUGACUAUAAUAAUCCACUGCCUCUGGCUCUUCCAGUCUUUCUGCUCCCUCUUUCAGCAAUGGCCCCAGGUCCCCUGAGAGAAGGGAUUUGAUACAGAUACAUGUCGCAUUUAGGGGUGAGCCCACCAUAAUCUCUUUUUCUCUGUAUGAUGACCAGCUGUGAGUCUGAUAAUUGCCAUCUACUGAAAAACAAAGGACAAAAACCAAACAAAAUACCCAGUCUCGCGAUAAAGGUUGAGAGAGAGAAAUUUAUCUAUGGGUGUUAAGAUACCCAGAAGAGCUGGAUUUAGCACCAUGUCCUUUUAACAGAAUAAUAGUAGAAAGUUCUCCAUAUUAAUGGUACCAGGCAUGGGUUCCAUCUUGUAGAGUGUGUGGAAUUGGCCUUAAAUCCAGUCAAAAAGUGGUUGGUUAUUCCAACAACAUUCAUACCAUAGCCAUGGUCAUAUCUUGUCAGACUGGUUAUCACUGUAGACCAGAGGGCUCUCAGCUGGGUAGGCUUCCUGCAGAGUCUUCUCUGGUAGUAGGCACAGCCCCUUACAGCACCAUGAAAGCUAGCAAUAGGAUGAAGCCUCUAGGUCAGAAUAAACUUGAUUUCUUCAUGUUCCAUGACUCAGUAAGUGGUGUCUUCAGUAAUAGGGUCUUAUCAUCAAGUUCUGUGUGGUAACCAAGGACAAUAGCAAUAGCCUAUAAUAUUGGGGGGGGGUUGUCUAUGGGACUCCACCUCUUGACUUAAUUUUGAUAUUUCAUAACUAUCUUGAAAUUAUCCUUGACUUUCCAGUUUGUGAUAGCAGCUUUCAAAGUAUCCUCAAAUUAUCCUCUGCAUUUUAUUUCCCAUGUAUUAUAAUGUCUCCCUUUCAACCCUAACUUUAUUCAUCUGAAUAAAUGAAUGAAACAUAAGAUAAUAAGCAGCAAAGUACUUAAUUAAAAUUUUGUAAAUAUUAUGACUGCCUGAAAAUUGCAUAGGGAGCAGCUAUAGGGUUGAAUUUUGUAUUUUUAUUUUUUUGGUGUGGUCACCCUUCCUCGGUGUACUUUUUAGUGAUGCAACUGACUUUGAGUCACCCAUAUGCCUGUAAGUAACCCCUCAUUCAUACUCCUGUAAGUAAAUCUCAAUAAAGUCAUUGU
Molecule: messenger RNA, 10397 nt
Organism: Chionomys nivalis (European snow vole)
Lineage: Eukaryota; Metazoa; Chordata; Mammalia; Rodentia; Cricetidae
Product: zinc finger protein 878-like
Exons: 4
Coding region: 138-1991 (617 amino acids)
Biological process (GO): regulation of transcription by RNA polymerase II
Cellular component (GO): nucleus
Molecular function (GO): RNA polymerase II transcription regulatory region sequence-specific DNA binding; DNA-binding transcription factor activity, RNA polymerase II-specific
Source: RefSeq, a predicted model, not a curated record